AUGGCCUUCACUAAUAAUAAGGAAAAUUUGGUAUCGUCUGCUAAACUAUCAUUAAAAAGCCAAGCUAUCAUACCCUUAGACACAUUACUAUCUAAGAAUAGCGCUGGAGACCGAUUUCUGGUCGUCGCUAACAUAUCUUGCUAUCAGCUUAUCAGACUUUACCAAUUUUUACCAAUUUCUCUUCAUAUUUCUCAAAUUCUAUAUUUAACCAAGCAGAUUAGACCUUCCUUUUCCAUAUUAUCCUGCGAAUUUUCGAAUGACCGCGAUGAAAACAAAUUACUGAAUAAACCAUGCGACACAUUUCUUAUUAAUCAAUACUGCCAGCGGAAAGUUACAGCUGAUAAAUAUAAAAAUGAUCAGAUUACUUUGCUAUAUGAAAUCAACAAUGGUAACCUUUCCAAAUUAUAUAUCCAAAGUUGUCAAAGUAAAGAUGCCAUCAAAAAAAGUAGAUGGCUCGAUAUUAAACGAAACGCAAGCUACUGCAAGGCUGACCUAACCUUCAUCAACAAAAAUGCCGAAUAUGCCUUUAACAUUUACGUUGUAAUGUUGUUAUUUUGGUGUAUUUUAACUGUUUUUUGGAUAUUAAAUUGGAUUAUGUACUGGAAGUAUUCAAACAAUCUCCACAAAAUUAUCACAGUUUAUCCUAUCAUCAAGGUCACGGCACUGCUUUUUACUACUAUACGACUUCAAAUUCUAUCAACAUCAGAUACAACAGUAACGGUUUUUGAUAGCAUAGAAAAUCCAUUCUUAUUUGCUAUCGUCAUGUUAAUUUCUGAGGGCUAUUGUAUUAUUAAAGACUCUGUUAGCAGACACAAGAUUUUCGAAUUAGCAGUGUAUUCUAUACUCUUCUCGAUAUCGACUAUGUGCAUGCUCUUGAUCCACAAAUAUUUCUUGAGCGUGAUGGUAUUUUGUGCUGUCGUUAUGAUGUAUAAAGCUUUAAAAUGGUGUACGUAUAAUAUAAUGUUACUUCGACAAUUCUCUGAAAGAUUAAAGUGUAUGGUUUCGGAAGUAAAAUUAGUACAUAUGACACACGUAACCCCACAAGAUCAAAUUGCUGCAAAAUUAAAUAUUUUGUUGCGUCUUAGACAUAUAUGCGCAAUAUUCUCUGUUAUGUUUGCUGCAGCUAUUACAUUAACAUCUCUACUGUAUCAACUCCUGUGGAUUCAAGCUCUAUUCUUUGAAAUUCCCAAGACUUUUUUGUACACAUGUAUAGCAUACCUUUGUAGAUUGCGAAAUUUUGCCCCCUAUAAUGAGAUUACGUUAGCCAUUCCUUCUAUGGAUUAUAAUAUUAUUUAUACACCUCGAUCAUCUGGCGAGGAUAAACUUGGCAUUUACUUAGCAAUACCAUUAGAAAAUGGAGAAAAUCUUGUUGAUAAUGAUGAAUUAAAUAGAAAUACAAAUAACAUUUCUGAAUAA
Messenger RNA from Trichoplax adhaerens, 1416 nucleotides. RefSeq lists its product as uncharacterized. The transcript is spliced from 8 exons. The record is from RefSeq and is a predicted model, not a curated record. The coding region runs from base 1 to 1416 and encodes 471 amino acids. Gene Ontology annotation, cellular component: membrane; Golgi apparatus. NCBI's taxonomy places the organism in Eukaryota, Metazoa, Placozoa, Uniplacotomia, Trichoplacea, Trichoplacidae. Gene Ontology annotation, biological process: transport.